Molecule: messenger RNA, 636 nt
Organism: Tachysurus vachellii
Lineage: Eukaryota; Metazoa; Chordata; Actinopteri; Siluriformes; Bagridae
Exons: 3
Coding region: 1-636 (211 amino acids)
Source: RefSeq, a predicted model, not a curated record
AUGGGGGUGUGGCGUGAGAGCGUGAGAAUCGGGUUAAUUGCAAUGAUGUCAGUGGAGCGUGUGCCGUGGUGUGAGGGUCUCCGACAGCUUCCAGCAGACAUGAUGAUCUCUGUACAGUCAGUCGCUCUGAACACUGAUCUCUCCAUGAACGACAUCGAGCUUCUCCACACUCAUAUUAAUGAGUUGAGGAAGGAGGUGUCAGUGCUGCUCCACAAAUUAUUUACACACAACCCACAAGCUGCGCUACAACACCAGGCAGCAUUUUGUCCUGGACUGAAGACUGAAGUGAAAUCAGAGACUGACUCUGUUGUGAAACUUGAAUUGUGUUCAGCUUCUGAGUGUAAAACUGAACCACAUCACACACACAUCCACCAUGAAGACCUGCACACACUCAAAUGGAUGGAGGACCACAUGGCUGUUUGUAAAAACGAACCUGACCCAGUGGAAAUUUCACACACUACACACACACACGCUGAUGAACACACACCACACAUUCGCGUUAAGGCUUGUUCAGUGAAGCUUGUGGAUUGUAGAACCUCAGACAUCGCACACACUACUGAAGAACCCAGUCUGAUGAAGCAAGGACAUGAAGAUGAUACAGAUGAUGACUGUAGCAGUUAUGGUAAGUUCUCCUGA